Molecule: messenger RNA, 2443 nt
Organism: Strongylocentrotus purpuratus (purple sea urchin)
Lineage: Eukaryota; Metazoa; Echinodermata; Echinoidea; Camarodonta; Strongylocentrotidae
Product: proline-rich transmembrane protein 4-like
Exons: 3
Coding region: 292-2241 (649 amino acids)
Source: RefSeq, a predicted model, not a curated record
CAGUACCGGGUAGUCUAUCAGUUUCACUUGGGUUGACACUCAUACAUCCUCUCUGAAACAAUUGGAAGACCAAGAUCUACAGUAUCUUUACUUUGGAGGAUACAAGUCAUUUUGGUAUGAUCUUUUGUGUAACAAUAUUUUCUUCUGGAAGGGCAGAUACAGUAUUAGGGUGUCCUAUUGUCCUACACAUACAAUUGGCAUGACGUAACCCACAUAUUCCAGCCAAUCACAAUGUUGUGAUUCAUCUUCUGUAACAACACUCGUAAACCGGAGCAUUUCUCUAGAGGCAAGAUGGCACGAAGGUGUGUUUUCCAAGCGACCCUCCUGCUCCUGAUCAUUUGGUGUGGGCUGAGUUUGGCCCAAGUCUCUAGUCCCGAGCCCACUGCAGAGGCAACGGCAACCAGCGAACCUGAGCCUACCCCUGAAGGUACCAGCGAACCUGAGCCUACCCCUGAAGGUACCAGCGAACCCUCUCCUCAUCCAGAAGUUGAACCAGAACCUGAGGGAGGAGCUGAGCCUGAACCAGAGCCUGAGGGCGAACCAACCGGACAACCCGAUGAUUCACCCUUUGCAGAACCAGUACCAGCAUGGAAUGAUGCUCUACCCAAGUACAAAUGGGCGUGGCCGUUUCACAUCUAUCUGCUUGGCGUCCUCUUUGCUCUUCUCGCUAUCUACUCAUUAGGAAGCAUCAUCAAAUUACGACAGCGACGCCUGCUCAGCUAUGGCUACUUCAUCGCCCUGAACCUGCUGAUGCUCCUCAUGGGUGUCAUCAGGGCUGUCUAUCUGCUUGUGGAUGCCUACAAUUACAAGGGUAUCUGGCCCAACGUGGUAGCGUACCUGUUCCUAGGUACAGGGUUCCCCUGCCUGACCUCGGCAUUUAGUAUUCUCUUUAUGGCCUUGCUGCAAUCGACGAAAACCCGCCUAGUACCACCAACGAUACAGAAGCCGAAGUUCCUGGCGGGGGUUAUCAUCUUUCAUUUUGCCUUUGCCUUCAUAGCUGAUGUUGUGGUAGGACUCUAUGCCUCUGCAGCAGCGUUGCUCCUGGCUUGCCAAGUGGCAUUUGUCAUAUGGGGUGUUUUUCUUACAGUCAGUUACCUGGUCAUAUUCCGCCGCCUCUACAAGUCGUCGCAAAGGAAGUUCAGGGAGAUAAGCCGGCUCAGCAUGAGGACGUCAUCCAUUGUUCUGCCUGGAGAACGUCGUGCGAUCAAACCUAGAAACAACUGGGGUAGUGCAAUAAGAAUAACUCUGGUGACAGCUCUUCUGGGUCUCCUGAUUGCGCUCCUGCAGGUAUAUGGCAUGCUGGUGGUGUAUGGACCUGUCGGUGGGCAGAAGCAGAUCCCUGACCCGUGGCCCUGGUGGGGAUACCAAUUCACGUUCCGUCUUUUGGAGUUCUUCAUGUGUGCCCUCAUGAGCUACGUUGCGACCCAGCCAUUCCGCUACACCAAGGAUGGUAAGGAGAAGCCAUGUGUGUGCCUUCCUUGCUGGAAGUCAAUCCUUGAGGCUUGUGGUAGGAGAGAGAAAGAAGAUUUGCAACAGGAUGAGGAAGUGAACUCACAGGUCUGGAGCAGUGCCUUUGAGCCAUGUCUCCCAAACAAACUUCCAAUGUACUCAGGAUUAGCCUCUCGAGAUUCACCCGCGUACUCUCAAAACAUCAACGGCAACAAUGCAACAGUGAAUAUCAACUUGGAACAAAGGGGAAGCACUGAUAAAGACUUACAGCUGGAUAAGAGCAUGCAGUUAAAGGGGAUGAAGAAAGCAAAGAGCACUGAGGCAAUUGAUUCAGAGCUGAACAACAGGACAAGAAUGCCUCAGACCGCUCCGAUCACCGGAACACCUUUCUUUGAAACAAACAGUUCACAGGUAGUGAGGAACGAGCUCCAGGCUCCCAUCCAGCGAGGGGACAAGGUGACCAACUGUCGCUCUAUGCCCAUCCAGCAGUCCAAGGACAGCGAUGAUGAUGGGAUGGGGCUAGAGAAGACUCCUAGUCAUCAUUCAAUGUCAGAUAUUACUCAGUCAAACAAACCAGCAGAUGUAUCAGUCUGCAGUAGUCCCACUGCUGAUAUCCAGCAGUCCAUGGACAGCGAUGAUGAUGGGAUGGGGCUAGAGAAGACUCCUAGUCAUCAUUCAAUGUCAGAUAUUACUCAGUCAAACAAACCAGCAGAUGUAUCAGUCUGCAGUAGUCCCACUGCUGAUAUUAGUUUGGAUGUCACAGAGGAAACACCCCUCAACCCAUUUCAAUGAACUAUUGGUCAGGUGCCAAGAUGGAAAUGCUUUGUACAGUGUAAAUAAUGCCUUUAUGGGUGUCUACGUUUGUGUAAAAUGACCCAUCUGUUGAUAUUCAUGUAUGUUAACAUCAUGGUUUAAAAAAGUUAUUUAGAUGUCCUUGCCAAUGCAUUGUACAAAUUUUGAUGAACUUCUCAUGCAGUGAAGUUGUGUGAUAUUU